AUGACUAUUCUUGAGAAAACAGGACCAUCAACUGCCGGGUCUGAAUAUGAGCCCAGCAAAGAUGAAUAUCCAGCGGAGGCAUGUCAUAAAAACUUCGAGAAAGCAUCCUAUCCGCAAGAGGCUGCUGAGCUUCCCAGUUAUGCCGACUCCACGCAAGCCUUGACGUCUCGCGCUCCCCCACCCGGCUUUCCUGGAGCCAGCAACUAUAUCUCGAUGCAAAACGGACACAGGAAGAUUGAUGGAGAAUACACUAUCGACAGCUCGCUCGACGUUCCCUCUGCUUUACUCCCGCCGCUCCCGGCUGGAACGACCGAACGACCUAACCUGCUGUUGCACACGCGAAAUGGAAUGAUCGAAGCAAAUAUUGCACUCGUUUCUGGUACCAACCAGCGAGUGAAUAUCAAACUUGAGACGGCCAACGGUGAAAUUGAAUUCAGAAUGCCUCAUCGACUCAACAGUCAGCCUUUCAAACUCAACGCCUCGACGCGCAAUGGUGAGAUUUGCGUAUAUCUCCCACGAGACUACGCCGGACCAUUGAAAUAUCAAACAAAGAAUGGAAAGAUCAAGUUCUCCGAUGCGCUGCAGCCCAUGACUCGGCAGCUAACUAACGAGGUGUCUUUCGUUGGUGAUUGGCAAGCAGCAGGCUUUGUUGACUACGAAAGUUGGAAAGGCGACGAGGUUGAGGUGUACACAUCGAACGGAAAGAUUACCUUCAAGUACCAGGACGAAUUUGGUAGACAUCGAGGUGAGGAGAAAACGUUUGGACGAGGUGGCCCAUUCGGUUUUGGGUGGCAACAUCCCGUGCACCCUAUUCAUCCACAUCAUCCUCACCCAGGAUUCCCUGGCCUUCCGGGUCGAGGUAAUCACUGGGUGGUGGGUCACCCUUCUCGUCCACCAUUCCCAAUGCUCGGGCGGCCUGGCCUCCCUCCGUUUUCACACAUGGACCCUUACCAUCAACCUCAAGCAGGCCCUGCGACCGAUAACACCAAUGAUGACUCAACUAAUGGCCAAAGCUCGCCAAAGAGAAAGUGGUUUGGGUUCUAA
Molecule: messenger RNA, 1044 nt
Organism: Serendipita indica DSM 11827
Lineage: Eukaryota; Fungi; Basidiomycota; Agaricomycetes; Sebacinales; Serendipitaceae
Source: the annotation of a GenBank genome assembly